Molecule: messenger RNA, 549 nt
Organism: Rotaria sp. Silwood1
Lineage: Eukaryota; Metazoa; Rotifera; Eurotatoria; Philodinida; Philodinidae
Source: the annotation of a GenBank genome assembly
AUGAAAUCGCUUUAUCUUCAUCAAUUUAUUAUUGCUUUUCGAGAAUUGUCAAAAUUUUUUGAUCAUCUUAAUGUAGUUUUUUCAUUUGUUGCUCAUGAUCUUGCUGAUAAAUAUCAUAUUAUUGAAAAUCUUUGUAAAAUUAAUCCAAUAGAUUAUCGUACAAUACAAACAAUGAUUGAAUAUGAAAAAUAUCGAGAUGAUAAAAUUGGAACAAUUGCACUAUUACGUUUAUUAAGAGCUUUAGAAUUUAUUUAUUCUUUUUUAGAACGUGGUAUUAUGUCACCAAGUGAUUCAUCAAAAACAACAAAACAACUUGCUUGGGAUAUAUAUAAACAAACUUUACAUAAACGACAUAAUAAAGCUGUUCAUUUAACUGUAUGGUUAGCAACAGCAACAAUACCUAAACGUGAAAUAUUAAAAGAAAAUCUAUUACAUGGUGAAAUUGAGCCUAAAACAGCUGAUAAAUGUUUUCCAUUAAUUGAAAAUAUUUAUCGUUCUAUUUAUAAAUUAUAUGAAGAAAAUAAUUUACUUGAAUUAGUUCAUUUGUAA